Messenger RNA from Amphimedon queenslandica, 1261 nucleotides. Its product is annotated as cell wall integrity and stress response component 2-like. The record is from RefSeq and is a predicted model, not a curated record. Lineage: Eukaryota; Metazoa; Porifera; Demospongiae; Haplosclerida; Niphatidae. The transcript has 8 exons. Bases 26 to 907 code for a protein of 293 amino acids.
UAGGAUUAUUGAUAACAUUGUGUCUAUGGAAGGUAUUCCUUCAUCUCCAGUGAUUACUGGUAAUGUAACAUCUCCUGGUGUACUAGUAUUAAGAGUGCGUACAAUGUAUCCUGGUGAUACUAAUAUUAAGUUUAUUGUUAAUACUACUAACACAUCUGAUGAAUCUAUAAAUUCUACUACACAUCAGUUCAAUGGUUAUGAGGCUAAUAGUAUUGUUGAUAUUAGUAUUAGUAUACCUAAUGGUGGGUCAGUAUCAGUCAGUAUAGUAACCAUCAAUCAAUAUGGUUCUUCAGAUGUUCUUAAUCAUCCUCAAAUCUUUACUAUUGAUCCAAUAUCCACUACUACCACUACUGCAUCAUCCACAUCAACUGCAGGUUCAUCUACUCCAUCAGUAAGCCCUACUGCUAGUAUGACUGCUACUAUGUCAGAGGCUAUGUCUAGUACUCCUUUACCUACUGGUACUACUACACCAGCAACUGUUGAUAGAAGUGGUUUGUCUGCUGGUGCUAUUGCUGGCAUCAUUAUUGCUGUUAUCAUUCUAUUGGCUGUUGUUGUGCUAAUUGGUCUAAUUGUGUUCUAUGUCUAUUAUAAGAACAGAGGUGGAUCUUAUCAAGUGGAUAGGCCUGGGAAAAAGGGUGGAGUCACAGUUGAGGAGCUAGACAUUGACAUUGGAACUGAAUUGCAAGACAAAUCCACCGAACUACCAAAACCGUCUGAAUCAAAACCUCCCGAGUUGCAUUAUGCUGAUUUAGCAGACUUUUCAAGGAAGCCUCCAGCUGCAGCUGCUGAUAAACCUGAAGGAUCCGUCACUAAACCAACACCAAUUGAAGAAGUACAAUAUGCUCAAAUAAAGCCUCAAGCGAAGCCUAAGGACGAUGCUCCUAAUCCUGCUUCUGAUAUUUUAUAAAAGCACACACAAGACAGUCUCCUCCCUCUCCCCCUCUCUCUCUCUCUCUCAAUACUGUGUGUGGUGUGCAAUAGCAAUAUUAUUGAUCAUAAUAGGUGUUGGUUAUUUUAUUUAAUUUUUAUUAUUUUUUGCCGAUAUUUUUUUACCAUAAUUAUAUGCAGAACCAUCAUCUCAUUCAUUAUUAUUUUUUAGUAAUUUUUAAAAAUGUCUUUUGUAGUUUCGUGAGGUGAUUUGUUUUUAGCUGCAAUUUUUGCUAUUUUAUUUAAUUCUUUUUUUAAGUCUUUUUUAAUUUUCUUAUUUUUUCAGCUGAUUUUGUUUCAUUACGACUUUUACAAUAAAUAAUUAUUAUGGUAA